AUGGAUACCGAUGGCGUGUGCCGGGUCAAGGCACAUGCCACGUCGUACUUCGUCCAGGAUCCCAGUGUUCAUGCCGCUGCUCAUCACAACUCGUUCUUGGCUUUUUGCAUUGGUGGUGCCUGCAUGUGGCUGAUGGCCUUCGUGGUUUGGUACGUUCCGGUGAGUGCCGCGCCCAAGCUGCGGCUGCUCGCCAUGAUUGCCUUUGGCCUGCGAGGACUUGGGUAUGUGAUGGAGGGUCUUGCACGGAUCAUCUGGAACGAAACCGACAACGUGCCUUACGUCUUCAGUGCUCGCAUCAUAGUGGUGCUCUCCUUGGGCAUCUGGAUUCUGAUGGCGAACGGCCUGGGUGAAGCCCUCUGGCCAUCGAAGCGCCUCCUUUGGCUCUCGGCCUGGUUGACCACACCAGUGCUGAUAGCCACGUCCAUCGCCUUGCUGAUUCUCUUCACAGAGCAGCGCACCCUGGUGUUCAUGUGCACAACCCUGCUGGUAGACCUCUACUGGGCAUCGAUGUGGGCUGCGACGCUGAUUUUUCCGGUGCCGUCCCUGACUCGAUGUGCGGCCUCUCUACAGGCUGGCAUGCUUGCCAUGGCUGCGCUCGUCUCAGCGCUUCCAGCGGCCCUCGAAGAGACCUGUGGGGCCCCGGCACAUGUAAGCUGCUACAAGGAUUGCUUGCUCGUUGGCCCUGGCUGGCACUACCUUCUCUGGAGCUUCUUCGUGUCCAUCUUUCACGCGGGCAACGUUGCCUUCUACCUCGUUGAUCCUGCCAAGGUGGAUGUCAAGUGGCCUCCUCUUGGUGCCCCUACGGCCGAGCCUGCAGAGAAUGCGGAAGAUGAGGCCACCGAGAGCCAAACCUAA
Molecule: messenger RNA, 855 nt
Organism: Symbiodinium natans
Lineage: Eukaryota; Dinophyceae; Suessiales; Symbiodiniaceae
Source: the annotation of a GenBank genome assembly